This is a messenger RNA of Ceratotherium simum simum (southern white rhinoceros), 1525 nucleotides long. RefSeq names its product ficolin 3 (gene FCN3). NCBI's taxonomy places the organism in Eukaryota, Metazoa, Chordata, Mammalia, Perissodactyla, Rhinocerotidae. Gene Ontology annotation, molecular function: antigen binding; carbohydrate derivative binding; signaling receptor binding. The record is from RefSeq and is a predicted model, not a curated record. Gene Ontology annotation, biological process: complement activation, lectin pathway.
UAAACGGGCGUCGUCUCUCAGGGGCACCAGCAAGAUGGGCCUACUGUGGACCCCACUCUCCCUUUUGCUCCUCUUGCUUGGGAAGGCUGCCUGCCUGAAGACCCAGGACCACCCUAGCUGCCCAGAACCCAGGGAACUGGAAACCAGCAAAGUUGUCCUCCUGCCCAGCUGUCCUGGAGCCCCAGGAAGUCCUGGGGAGAAGGGACCUCCAGGUCCUCAAGGGCAACCUGGACCACCAGGCAAGAUGGGCCCCAAGGGUGAGCCUGGACAUCCGGCGACCCUGCUCCGGUGCCAGGAGGCCCCCAGGAGCUGCCAGGAGCUGCUGACCCAGGGUGCCACCUUGAGUGGUUGGUACCAUUUGUGCCUACCUGAGGGCAGAGCCCUCCCUGUCUUUUGUGACAUGGACACGGAAGGGGGUGGCUGGCUGGUGUUCCAGAGGCGACAGGACGGUUCUGUAGAUUUCUUCCGCUCUUGGUCCUCCUACAAAGCAGGUUUUGGGAGCCAGGAUUCCGAAUUCUGGCUGGGCAAUGAGAAUUUGCACCAGCUUACUCUCCAGGGUAUCUGGGAGCUGCGGGUGGAGCUGGAGGACUUUCAUGGCAACCGCACCUUUGCCCACUAUGCGUCCUUCCGCCUCCUUGGGGAGGCAGAUCACUACCAGCUGGUGCUGGGCAAGUUCUUAAAGGGCACUGCAGGGGACUCCCUGAGCUUCCACAGCGGUAAGUCCUUUACCACCCACGACGCUGACCAUGAUUCAAGUGGAAGCAACUGCGCUGUGACUGUCCACGGUGCCUGGUGGUAUGCAUCCUGCUAUCGAUCCAAUCUCAACGGGCGCUACGCGGCGUCCCAGGCCACCGCCCACAAGUAUGGCAUAGACUGGGCCUCAGGCCUUGGCGUUGGCCACCCUUACCGCAGGGUUCGCAUGAUGCUUCGCUAGGGCACCCUGGCAGCCAGCAGCCUUAUCUCUCCUGUACAGCUUCCGAACCCUCGGCUACCCCUCCCUAUUGCUAACCGCCUCUGCUCUCCUAUCCACAUUUAAAAAUAAAAUCAUUUUAACCCUUUCCUGGCUUGCAGGACUCUUGUAGUCACUGGGGAAAACUCAAGAAGGUAGAGCAGGAACACAGGUUUCAGCUCCAUUCAAGGAAGACCUUCCUUCCAAUCGGGAAGAUGGAAAGGUUGACCUCCUAAGGUAGUGAGGCUUUCAUCUCUGGAGGUGUGCAAGCCAGGACCAGAGGAGCAUUUAGUGAAGGACUUGGAAGGGAUUCAAGCAUCCACUGACAAUGCAAAACCAGGUCCUGCAAGUGGAUGGUUUUGUGGUGUGGAUCACACAGCUUUCUCACGCUCUCUGUUGCCCCAUACCUGUCCCUUCUAGGUUGUCUGUUUUCCACCCCAGCCUCUGUUGUAAGCCGAGUUCUUAUCUUCUGCUACUUCUUUGCCUGUCCCAUUAGGGGCUGGAUGAACUCAGGGUCAAACCAAGGAGGGUACAUUUCUCUUCCAUGGGGCAACAGGGUAGUGAAACAGCAGUUAC